UUGGUACAUGUAACAAACAUGUUUUGCAGACAGCUAUUACAAACAAAACCUUCGUCAUUACCGUUUGUUAUUCGCUUUAACAUAGAGAAGCUAUUCCCUUUGACCUAUUCCAAGAGAUUUUUUCAUACGAAGUAUAGAAGAAAGAAAAGUUAUGUUGUAAACCAUACUAAUAAUGAAGCAACUGUUAAACCGGCUAUUGUUGAUAUGAGUUUUAACUCUUUUGUCUCGAAUGAAUCAGAAAGCGAACGAGCAUCACAUUUUGAAACUAUUUCAGAGCUUAAUAAGAAAAUAAGUGAAUUAACGAGGGAUUUGAAUGUGGUAAGGCAAGAGAUAGAUUCAGAUUCUGAGAAAAUUGGAAAUCAAGAAAUUGCAAAAAAGAAUUACUUAACUGGAACACCAGACAAGUCCAUUAAAGUGAGCAGUGUUCACUGUGGGGGUUGCGGUGCCUUACUCCACUGUCAGGAUGUGAUGGUACCAGGUUACAUGCCAAGUGAGGUGUUCAAAGAUUUAUCAGUGGAAGAAUUAAAAGAAUCCAAAUGUCAAAAAUGUCACAAAAUGCAGCAUCAAGGUAUGAUGUUCAACAUUAGAGCAAGUGAUGAAAAGGUUCUCGAAAUAAUGAGAAAGAUCUGCUCUGAAAGAUGUUUGGUGUUGUUAGUGAUUGAUUUGUUUGAUAUCGAAAACAGCAUUCCGGACAUUUUCUCACAGAUGUUAACUGAAAGGACGCCUAUUUACGUGAUAGGAAACAAAGUCGAUAUAAUUCCUCAGGAUCAGCCUGAUUAUUUAGACUCUGUAGAAGAAACUCUCAUUUCUGCUUGCAAGAGAAGAGGUCUUAAUAGACAUAAUGUGAAAGAGGUUUCCUUGAUAAGUGCAAAAACGGGAUAUGGAGUAGAAAAAUUAAUAUCAUCACUUCUUCUGAAUUGGGGUAUGAGAGGUAAUGUGUACAUGAUUGGCACUGCUAACAGUGGAAAGUCUACUCUGUACAACAGUUUUCUUCAUUCAGACUACUGUUACUAUAAAGUCAGGGAUGUCAUCCCCAAAGCCACUGUGUCUGUGUGGCCAGGAACAACUAUCAACAUUCUGAAGUUUCCCAUCAUGAAUUCUAAAACAAACUGGUUGAUGAAAAUGAGACAAAAAAGACUUUUGGAAACUCAAGUAAAAGAGAUUCUUCGACACAAGAAGAUGAAAGAGGAGAUCAAAAAACAAAAGAAAUUAGUAGCAUCAUCAGUUAUAACCACUUUACAUGGAAAAGUAGAAAAAACAGAUUUUACAAACGAUGCAGAAAAAAGGGCUCUGUACUCAGGAUUUAAUCUCAUGGCGUAUGAAUACAAAGAGGACAAAGUACGAACCAAUGAUGGGAAAGAGUUCAUCAUGGAAACUCCAAUGAAGUAUGAUGAGAGGGAUUAUAAAGACUCUAGAUUCUUGUGCGAUACUCCUGGCCUUUUGUGUGACAAUCAGAUCCACACAGAGCUGACACCUGAGGAACUGAAGCUCAUCAUACCUACUCGUAAGAUUGUUCCCCAUUGUUAUUUACUGAAGCUGGACCAUACUGUUUUCAUCACUGGAUUAGGAAGGAUUGACUAUGUAGAGGGGAACCAGGAUGUGAUGUUGGUGAUUUUUAUCAAUUCUAAGCUUCCUGUGUAUGUGAUGCCUAGUCAUGAAGCAGAAGAGUUCUACUGCAACAACAUUGGGACAGAUGUACUUGGAGUUCCUCUUGGUGAUGAAUUAAGGCUAGCAAAGCUUCCACCACUGAAGAGUGAAGAUAUUCGGAUCCACCUCCAGGACCACCCUCAGAAAUUGGCUGCCCUUGACAUACAACUCUCCUCCUUAGGUUGGGUGUCAGUGAUUGGAAUGUCACGGGGAUUUGAGAUAGACAUUGAUGUCACACUGAGAGUGUACACCCCAGGUGCUCUUGGGAUUUACCAAAGACCCCCAAUGUUGGAGGAAGCCCAUGCUUUCCAUAGAAAAAGGAUGGGAAAUUCAUUCAAAUACAGACGGAACAAAUCUAAACUUCUGCUUUCAAAGGGAGAACGCUUAUGAUGAGAUGGGAGU
Saccostrea echinata is the source of this 2049-nucleotide messenger RNA. RefSeq names its product nitric oxide-associated protein 1-like. The transcript is spliced from 8 exons. The coding region runs from base 19 to 2037 and encodes 672 amino acids. NCBI's taxonomy places the organism in Eukaryota, Metazoa, Mollusca, Bivalvia, Ostreida, Ostreidae. The record is from RefSeq and is a predicted model, not a curated record.